AGAAGCGCGGGGUGGAGGGAUCCGGAUUUCCCCUGGAGCGUGACUCGAUUCUCUUGCGCUGCUGUGCCGGCGUCCCGCGGCCGAGAUUAUAAAGCGCGGGCCUCUCGAGGGCAGCGAGAAGUGACGCUCGGGACUCGGCGCUACCUCGACAACAACAACGGCGCACGCCGGCGCUAUUUGUGCCCGGUGUCAGGCCGAGUUGCUGGUGGCCUGCUGGCGGCCUGGGAGUUGCUGGUGUCGGAAGCCACGCAGAGGCAUGUCGCGCAUCGAAACCUGAGCUCCCCGUUCUCUCUGCCUUUGUAAUCCGCUGCUGCGCAACUCUUGAUUAUCGGAGAGAGCGACCCGGUGGCUAAAGCGACAUGGGAUGCCGCCGCACAUCGGACAGAAGCUGGCUUCUGGCUUUGGUGUGCGGCGCUCUCCUUACCACGCACAGCGGUGGCCACGGCGCGUUUGCGUGGACGGUGCGCAACCCGCAGCUGCUGACCACGGACGUGGUGCGAUUCCCGGCGGAAUCGGGACGAGCCGGCGCCAAGCGCGAAGCCACGGUCUCCACAAGCGUCAUGGUGUCGCCGGCGGCCGGCGACAGGCCGUUCAUGUCCAGCGGUGGACUGACCUCGCUGGCUCGGGCGCCGUUCUCGCCAGCCAUCGUGCCCACGGACGGCCUGGCCGGCGCCACGUACCGCGCCAACUACGACCUCGGCUUGUCAGGACUGCGCGCGAGGCCCUGGCACGCUGGCGGGUCUCUCGGGCCGUUUAGACCGAGCCGCUACCCGUCCCGCUACGCCGACUUCCCGUCCAGCUACAUCGCCGACAAGAUCGAGUCGUACCUGCGCAGGCCGACCUGCCACGGACCCCGUUGCCACCCUCGACGCAAGGGAUUCCCAGCCUACUGGAACAGGAGGCCGCCGCCGCCGUACUCCAGGAGAGGCUACUACUACCCGCCGCCCGCCAGACGAUACCCGUUCCCGCCGCCACAUUAUUUCGCCUACGAGGACCACGUUGGUUCGGGCAGCAGCCCCCCCAAGACGACGCUGAGCCCGUACCACAACUACGGAAAGCGCUACCAGAAGCGCUACUACGCGUACUACUAUCCGACGGGAUCAAAGUACGCAUACGUCCCGUUGCCGCCGUACAAUGACUAGUUCCCGUGCUUGGGUCUAUCAAAGCAUUGAAUUUUUAGCGUUCUGCUCUUUCUUUUUUUUUUUUUUGUUCUGCUGAGACAUAUGAUGCUAUCCAAUUCGCACGUUCUGAUCAUAGAUAAUUAACGAUGACUGUUGUGGUUGUAACUGUCGUUAGAUAGCUGAACGUCCGAACUGGCUUCAGCCUGCACCGGAGUAGAUCGAGAGAAUAUAUAUUUAAUAAUGAAUCGAAGCCUAUUAGGUAAAGCGGCCACCGGGAUUAAGGUGAACUAUGACUCACUAUGGAAGUCUCGAGCGGAAGCUCUAUAAUGCGUUUAGUGCCUACUUAACGGUAUCCCGUGGCAUGGCUGAUCCAGCGUUCGAAGGACUAGAUUCACUGACGGCAGGCUUUGUUCCGACAGCUUACUAGACUGAGGUGUCUGUACUUAUAAAUAUGGUUAACAAGGCACAGGACAUCUCUACUAACAGGAAAAUGUAAACGGGUAAUGUGCGAUAUGCUUAAAAAAGCGAAGAAUCUCGCAUUCAUUAAGCCAUGGGAGCAUACUAUAUGAAAGAGUGCAUGUCAGACAUAUUACCCGAUGCUGGUUUUCAUUGGGAUUUAUUACUUACUAUGCCUCGAUUCCGUCCUACUCAACGGGCUUUGUACAUGUGAGCUGGAGUAUGUCAACUGCACCAUAUGGAUAAUGAGAGUAGUCCACUGUAUGAUUGCUAACUCGAGCUCACCAUAGCAUUGUAUGGGUUGAACCUUUGUUCGAGAUUAAAACACUAAAUAGUGGCAUUAUUGCUGAUGUAACAAAAUAUAGGGUAGUAAAUCAGUAUAUUAUUUAUUAUACAGAAGUGACCAAAGAACAUCAAAGAGGAAUAUUAUGGUUAAGAUUCAAAUAAAGAGAAUUUGGAUGGUUCCAUCA
Messenger RNA from Dermacentor andersoni, 2047 nucleotides. RefSeq lists its product as uncharacterized. The record is from RefSeq and is a predicted model, not a curated record. Lineage: Eukaryota; Metazoa; Arthropoda; Arachnida; Ixodida; Ixodidae.